AUGGAGAGGAAAGCCAUGGAAACAGCUGGUGGUGCUGCUGCUGCAGCUCAGAGCAACCGUAGGCUUGGUGGGAGGAAUAUUAGUUCCUCCUCUUUCCGCCUCCGCAGUCCGAGUCUCAACAAGGUCCGUCUACGUCGAAUCUUUGAUAUUUUCGACAAAAACAAUGAUGGAAUGAUCACCCUUGACGAGCUCGGCCAGGCUCUCGGCCUCCUUGGCCUUAACAUGGAUUUGGCUGAACUAGAAAUCAUGAUCCAAUUACAUGUUCAACCUGGAAAUUCGGGCCUUACGUACAAAGAUUUCGAGGAUCUACAUGUUUCGUUGAACAAUGCGUUUUUUGGUUUGGAAGAGGGCGUCGAUGAGGAAGCGCAGGACGAGUCUGAUUUGUCCGAGGCGUUUAAGGUUUUCGAUGAGGACGGGGACGGAUACAUUUCGGCCAGGGAGUUGCAAGUGGUGUUAGGCAAGUUAGGAUUGCAGGAAGGUGGAGAAAUCGACAAAGUCGAGCAGAUGAUUUCUUCGGUCGAUAGCAACCACGAUGGACGAGUCGAUUUCUUCGAAUUCAAGAAUAUGAUGCGUUGUGUCACUGUCCCUUCUUCUUGA
Fraxinus pennsylvanica is the source of this 597-nucleotide messenger RNA. NCBI's taxonomy places the organism in Eukaryota, Viridiplantae, Streptophyta, Magnoliopsida, Lamiales, Oleaceae. The record is from the annotation of a GenBank genome assembly.